Molecule: messenger RNA, 981 nt
Organism: Triticum turgidum subsp. durum (durum wheat)
Lineage: Eukaryota; Viridiplantae; Streptophyta; Magnoliopsida; Poales; Poaceae
Source: the annotation of a GenBank genome assembly
AUGGACCGCUUCCAGGACGGGCACCACGUGCGGCUGCGGAGCCGCGUGCAGCGCACCUACCUCCUCGCCGCCGACGACGGGGAGAGCGUCACCCUCAGCCAGCCCCGCGCCUCCAUGAACGCGGCGUGGGCGGUGCACAUCUACGACGGCGGAGACGGCGAAGGCGAAGGAGACGGCGAUGAACCGUACCUGCUCCUCCACAGCGCCGCCUACGGCCGCUAUCUUUCCGCCACGGCCACGCCGGCGAGGCGAGGCCACCACGGCCUGCGCGUGGAGCUGCGCGACUACGACCAGCCGGAGGUGGAGGCCAUCAAGUGGCGGGCCAUCGGGUCGGGCUUCGCGGACGACGUCGUCAUGCUCCGCCAUGUCGGCGGCAGCUACCUCCGCGCCAACGGCAAGUACCUCCCCUGGAACUCCACCGGCGUCAGCGUCGACGACAAGGCCAGCUCCAUGAUGUACUGGAUCGUCGAGCCCAUCCCCUUGAGAGAGGCGGGCAUACCUGCCAUUCCUGGCCCGCUUCCGACUCCCCUAAUAGACCUCUCCGCCAUAUUCACGCGCCGGGGAGCGGAACGGGAGAUCCGAGGCGUCGAGCCCAUCCCGGGAGAGGCGGCCAUGCCUGCCGAUCAUAGCCCGAAUCGCCCAAUAUUCUCCGCCAUAUUCAGUUCUCGCGGACGGCGCAUCCGGUUCGUGCUGGCGCUCGAGGACGGGUACUACCCCGAGGAGGUCGACGCCGACGACUGGCGCCAGUUCUGGUUCAGGGGGAGGUCCGCGUUCAGCCUGAGAGGCAACCUGGCGGCCCACAUCGACGAGGACGACCCGAACAUCGCCAUGUGCGUCCGAGCAGGCCGCCACGGGAGGCUGACCCCGCUCGUCGUCAACCUGCCCGACGGUGGCUAUGGUGGGACCCUCGAGAUCGUCGUCUUCCUGGCCGGGACCCCUGGCUACGAUGCGCUGCGAUACCCGGAUAUCGAUGCACAGUAA